AUGGAUGUUACUCAUAUUCCUUCUUUUGGAAGACUUCAGUAUCUGCAUGUUUCUAUUGAUACAUGCUCUGGCAUUAUGUUUGCUACACCUCUAACAGGAGAAAAGGCCUCGCAUGCAAUUCAACAUUGCCUCGAGGCGUGGAGCUCUUGGGGUAAACCCAAACUCCUUAAGACAGACAAUGGACCAGCUUAUACUUCUCAAAAAUUUCAACAAUUCUGCCACCAGAUGGAUGUGACUCAUCUGACUGGUCUCCCGUAUAAUCCUCAGGAACAGGGCAUUGUAGAACGUGCCCAUCGCACUCUCAAAUCCUAUUUAAUUAAACAAAAAGGGGGAGUCGAGGAGGCUCUACCCUCAGUACCAAGAGUAGCUGUUUCCAUGGCACUCUUCACCCUUAAUUUUUUAAAUCUUGAUGCCCAAGGCCAUACUGUGGCCAAACGUCACUAUUCAGAGCCUGAUAGACCAAAAGAGAUGGUAAAAUGGAAAGAUGUUUUGACUGGUCUAUGGAAAGGCCUGGAUCCUAUUUUAAUAAGAUCCAGGGGAGCGGUUUCUGUUUUCCCGCAGGAAGAAGACAACCCAAUCUGGCUACCGGAAUGA
Molecule: messenger RNA, 594 nt
Organism: Rattus norvegicus (Norway rat)
Lineage: Eukaryota; Metazoa; Chordata; Mammalia; Rodentia; Muridae
Source: RefSeq, a predicted model, not a curated record